Molecule: messenger RNA, 4567 nt
Organism: Gambusia affinis (western mosquitofish)
Lineage: Eukaryota; Metazoa; Chordata; Actinopteri; Cyprinodontiformes; Poeciliidae
Gene: maml1
Product: mastermind-like transcriptional coactivator 1
Exons: 6
Coding region: 519-3185 (888 amino acids)
Biological process (GO): Notch signaling pathway; positive regulation of transcription of Notch receptor target
Cellular component (GO): nucleoplasm; nuclear speck
Molecular function (GO): transcription coactivator activity
Source: RefSeq, a predicted model, not a curated record
GGCGGGAGCAGGAACAUUCCUCACUGAUGGAAGAAAAGAGAAAGUUUCCAAGAUGGCCGGACAUAGCUGCCUGUUCGCAGGGAAACAAUAGAAGCAGGGAGGAGGGACGCGGUUAGCCUGAGCUGUGGCUCGUUCUGAAUCGCUCACUCCCCGACUCGGGCUCCGUCAAAGUGAAGGAGGAAUAUCCGCUGCGGUGAUUCGAAGUCACUUAAAGUAUGAAGAUUUAUUUAAAUGUUUCAGGCCCGUCGACCCAUAACACAGCGGCUAACGGCUACAGGGAGGCGGAGGAUCAGCUGCUGUUCGCCGGACAGAUGCUUUAGGGAGAGCGGACUACUACAUUUUCACAUGAGUGCCGCUGCGACUGAAGGCCGUUAGAGACAAAGGUCGCCUCCAUGGAGCCAGCACAGGAGUCUUUGUAAAGGGCCAGGGGGGUGUAUAGACGCCCAGAGUGACAGAGAGCCAUAAUCUGCAUUUUAUGGACGAAACCUGAGGCGGGAGUUCACUGCAGGUCUUUAUUGAUGAUGGCGGAUUUUGUUACACCGCGACACAGCGCGGUGAUGGAGCGGCUCCGCCGGAGGAUCGAGCUCUUCCGGCAGCAUCACAACAACUGCGAAACCCGCUACGACGGUGCCGCGCCGGAGCGGCUGGAGCUGGACCGGCAGCACACCAUCAGCCUGCACCAGCGGCUGCUGCAGAACAAGGCCAAGCGGGCCAGCAAGCACCGACAGCCGCAGCCCACCGCGGAGCAGGACGCCCCGCGGGCGCCGGGUGUCGGCGUGGAGGGCAGCGGGACGGCGGCGGAGCAGAGCCGAAACACAACCCGGCAGGUGCUUCAUGAUGUGGUGAAGAGGAAGCUGGAGGGCGGCGGCUCCCCUCUGAGUAACGGCGUGUGCGACGGCCUGCCGGCCAAUAAGAAGGCCUGCCUGGAGAACGGCACCGGCCCGGACGCCAAGCCGGGCCUGACGGACCGGACUGCCAACGGGCCACGCAGGGCCGAGCCGCCGGACCCAGAGCCCGACUUCCACCAGAAGGAGAUGAAGCAGGAGCCAGAGGACAUCCUGCCCAUCAUGCCGCCAUCUGUCGCCGGGGGCAACGGGCUCUUCCUGGACCUGAACCUGAACGAGCAGGAGUGGAAGGAGCUGAUGGAGGAGCUGAACUGCUCCGUCCCCAUCGAGGACAUCCAGGACAUCCUCAACUACAGCUUUGAGGACCGCAAGGACCCGCCAGGGGGCCCCGGGGCCGCCCCCGCCCCGCCGGCCGCCGGCCCCGCCCCUCCGCCCCCCGACCUGUCCAGCGUGAAGGCCGAGUUCUCGCCGGCGCCCGCCUCCUUCGAGCCAGACUCCCGCACCGGCUCCCCCCGCCUCAGGGCCAGCUCUGCAGGGGGCCCGCCCCUCUCCGGCGGCUCCCCGGCUGCCUCGGGCUCCGCCCCCUCCCCGGCCCCGCCCCCCCGCCCGCUGCAGCUGCUGCCCCCCCAAAAGGACCUGUCCCCCGCCCAGCAGCUGCAGCAGCUGGCUGCCCAGCAGAGGGCGCACAUCCAGGGCAAGAUGCAUAAGCCCCCGCCGGGGGCCAAGUUCCAUGGCCAGGGGCCCCACGGUGCCCCCACCUGGACGCAGAUGGCCAACAGUUCCCAGAGCCCCGCCCUCUACCCCUCCGACUUCGCCCCCGCCGCCCAGAAGCAGCUGCUGCUGCCCGCCCCGCCUACCAAGGGCUCCCCGAAGGCGGGGGCCGGAGGCUACCUGCCGGGGCCCACCGGGGCCCCUGCCAUGCUGCCGCACCUGUCCUCCGGGCCCCCGCUGAGCCACCCGGCUGCACAGAGCCCCGCCACCGUCCUCAACUACAAGAACACCAUCCCUCUGUCGCACUAUGAGGCCGGCCCCGGGGGGCCCGGGCCCCCGAGGGCCCCCAGCGGCCAGGGCCAGGACAAGGCGGCCCUGCUGAGCCUGUUGAGGCAGCAGAAGCAGAGCAGCAUGAGCUUCAGGCCGCACCUCACACACCCACAGGAUCAGAACUUCUCUGCUUCUCCUCACGUUUCGGGUCCGGCCAUGACCUCCGGCCCUGGGAACAACGCCAUGGCGGCAGCGGUGCAGGGGCCCAAUGCCAUGGCGGGUAACCAUGGCAACGCGGCCUUCCUGAGAGACCCGAUGGCGGCGCUGAAGCAGCAGCAGUUCAUGCAGAGGCAGCUGCUGGCUGAACAGGAGAAGCAGCGCCAGGACCAGCAGCUGCAGCGACACCUGACCCGACCGCCGCCUCAGUACCAGGACCAGGCGGGUCCAGCUGCCGGCCAGAACCCGUUCUCCCAGCAGAACGUCGCACCGUUCACAGGUUCCUCUCAGCCAAUCAGCAACAUGGGCUCUAUGGGAAGCCCCGCCCCCGGCGCCCGCAUGUUCGCCCAGAACCAGGGCAUGAUGGGAAUGAGCAUGGCGCAGGGGGCGGGGCCCGGUGGCAGCGUGGCCGCGCCCCCUGCGGCCAAUCAGGCUGACAUCAGCCUGCCGUCUUGUGGAGGGGGCGGAGCCAGCGUGGACUCGCUGUACGGCGGCAUGACCCUUCACCCCGGCCAGCAGCGCCAGCCGCUGGGCCCUAUGGGCGCCCCCUACAGGCAGCUGCCGCAGCAGCAGCUGCUGAAGCCACCCAACGCCGCCAUGCUGAAGCAGCAGCAGCAGCUGGCCGCAGCGCGCAUGCAGGCGGGUGGGAUGGGCGGAGCCAUGGCAGGCGCCGCCUGGCAGCAGCAGCCGGCCGGCGCCGCCGCGCUGCAUGCCAACGCCUUCGCCACCAACGCCUUCCACAUGCAGCAGCCACGCAUCCCCAAGAUGGCCUCCGGCUCUUUCGGUGGCCGCGGCGUGCCGGGCCUCAACCAGCAAAUGAUGCAGAAUAACAUGGCCGCCCAGCAGAGGGCGCCGCUGGCCGCUCAGACUCAGCACCAGCCAGCCAAUCAAAGCGGGCCGGUGCUGCCGGACCUUGCGGCGUAUGGAGCGCCGCAGUCCAGCGGGCGCCAGGCGCUGCCAUGUAACCAAGGUUACCAGGUGAGCCGCGGCGGCGGGCAGCAGCAGCAGCAGCUGUCGUUCGGCUACAACGCGGCGGCGGGAAGCUUCGCCGCCGAGAGCGAGCUGGUCGACUCGCUGCUGAAGGGCCAGAGCACGCAGGAGUGGAUGGCCGACCUGGACGAGCUGCUGGCCGGACACACAUAGGCCUGGUCCUGACCCGGUUCUGGUUCUGGUUCUGGUUCUGACGGAAAGUGGGCGGCGGCUUGUUUACAGGCUGACAGUCGGUUGGUUCUGACCUCUGAACUCUGACCAGCAGUGGAGCGAUUCUGAACCUUACCGGACCAGAACCACCACCAUCAUCAUGGGACUCCAGCUCUUGACUGGACAAACAGGAAAACGGCAUUAAAGGUUUAUAUUACAUCACUUCCUGUUCUCAAAGCCACGCCCCUUCUGGUUCACGUUCAGAGGUCAGAGGUGUUCUGAUGUCACAGCAGACAAACCAAUCAGAGAGCAGAACCAGCCAGACUGUGGUUCUGCUCUCUGAUUGGUUCAUUCUGGUAACCAAUCAGAGAGCAGGUCCAAUGUUUUGAUUGGAGAGAAGAACUCAUUCAUUUUCCUUCCCAUUGAUCAGUUAUUGGAUCUGAAUUAGUUUUAUGACGUAUUUAUUGAUCCCUGCUGAUGACAUCAUCGACUCCUCAGAACCAUCCAGAACCCGACCCGGGUCUUUCACCAGGCACUCCAGAAGUUUGAUCCACUUCCUGUUCAAUCCCAGCUCUGGUUCCCAGGUGUGUUGAUGACAUCAUCACUGCGCUACAGGAACCGUUCCCAGGAUGACUUCCUGUUCCUGGAUGUUGGUGCUUCCUGGUUCUGCCAGGAGUGUAAAUCUGAUGGAGAGUACUACUGAACCACUGGACCCCCCCCCCCACCCCCGCACCCCGUGGCGGCCAUCUUGUUCCUCCUCUCUGCCUCCAGGCUGAAGCUUCAUUUUCAUACUGUAGGGAAAUUUAUGGAAACAACAACAGUUGGUUCUGUUUAUGCAAAGCUGCUCCUUUCAGGAUGUUUCCGUGGCGAUCACUCUGCAUUAAUGAAGCUCUGCAGGAAAUGCGGCCUGAACCCCGAGUCCGGUCUGCCAGGCCGUGGAUUAUAAUCUGACCUUCAGCAUCUAAUCUGGCAGAAAAACCCAGUAAAUGUGUUAAUCUGCUGCAGGUUCAGGUCAUGAAGUGAAGCGGUUCUGAUCCAGAUCGCAGCGUUUGGACGGCCAGCUUCGCCUCUGGAUGUUUCUGGUUCUGUUCUGGUCGGUUCUGACCUCUGACCCCAACAGUGUGGGAUUAUCUACUGUACUGUUUCCGUGUGUCCGGUUGGAUUUGGGUUUCCCGUGCAGGGCUCGGUUCUGCCGCCUCUGGGCCCAAACGGCUCUCUGUAAAUGUCUAUAAAUAUAUUUUUGUUAUGUAAACCUUUCCUAAUGAUCUGGAGAAGAUAGAAAUUAUUUUUAUAUAUUGCAGCUGAAUUUUGUAAGUAUUUUAUACUUUUGAUAUGGUUCUCUGUAAAACAAGAGUAUUAUGUAAAUAUAGUUCUCUAGAAACAAA